CACGGAGAGAAUUCACGAACUGCUCUUGAUCGACUUGCUGAUGCCCAUCGGUAACAGUGCAGCGCUAGAGCGGUCAGCAGUGCUGUUCUUGACAGAGUUGCUACACGCGCAAGACCUAAAAGACGUGCCAGAACAUCCUUCGUCUCGUGGAGCUCUGUGUGGGCGUUACACGGAAGAAAACAUGUUUUCGAGACACUGGAUGGAUUGCAAGAAAGAUUCAGCAUCAGACCCUGUUCUAUCAGGGCCGCACCAGCAGCAGCAACAUGAAAACACAAGCGCUGGUAGUGUUUCCAGGGACAGAAAGCCAGUACCCGAAGAGAAAUCACAACUUCCAUCGGGCGUGUUUUCUCUCCACAUCCGGAAUUCGAAUUCACCGCUAACGUCGGAAAAUGCCAGUGACGCAGACGUUUUAUUGGAGAAGGCUUUUUUGCGACUCAUUGACGGCGACGUUGACGAAUUGCAUCCGCAUCUCGUUGAUUUUGAAGACGAGAUUGCCGCAACAGUAUAUGGAAAUAUCGACGCAGUGAAAAGAGCAGCAAGAGGAGGCACGCUGCGUAGUACAGGUUUUCCGUUCAAAUCUCAAUACGAAAACCAUUUUGAUGAAGCGCCUGAACUAGAGAUGAGCGGUGACGACGAGCAGCCGGAAGAAUCAAAAGAAGAAUUUAUGGUAAUGUCCAGAAGUACUUAUCUAUCAGAUUCAGAUCAUACAGAACCUUUUUUGUGAUGGAGCAAGAUGAAGAUAUAGCUGGCAUAGUAGUUACAAAAAUGCGUCAACGCAACAUCUUCUCGUGCGAGAAUACUUGGAAAGAUUGUAGUGCGCUCUGUUAUAGUUGACUUGAUGUUGCCGACGCUGGAGAUUUGCGUGAUUCGUGAUGCAUCUACAAGAAGUUCAAGUUCGUUGAGCAGGCCUCGGCUCUUUUGUUCUAACGGUGACUCGUCCAGUGAGAGCGAAGCAGAAGAAACAGCAAGGCAGCGGAAGCGCACGGCGAAACACGGCACGUGGAAAGAGCGUUCCUUUCUGAGGUCCAUACGGCGACAGCGUCCCUGUAAAACGCGCAUGAAGCUGCUAGAAGUCGGGCAGAUGUGGCUACGGAAAGGCGACUGGGCAGACCAGACACCAGCAAACUCCUGGAUGAGUGAAACUACCCUAGGGAUCGGUGAUCUCGGUAUCGCCGAGGGCAAGCAGCGCAUGCGAUAUCGGAUGCUCGCGCGGUCACGUAGCAAUCACUUACCGCAGCGGCAACUGGUCGAUAAUCCAUCCGGGGACGACGAGUCGGGUAGCUCGUCGGAUAGUGAAGCUGGCUAUGACAGCACAAAGGGUGUGAAUUUGCGUAAAGGCAAGGCGGAGGGAAAAAUCAACGAUCUCUUUCAGCUGGCUGCGACGUCAAGGCACGCGUCGUCUUUGCGGAGUGUAGUGCAUAGAGGAGCUGCCUGUGGGGACAAGGAAGAUUUCAUGCACCUGCACUGCGAUGCAGCGUGCGGCGGAGGUACUGGGUUCGUCACACGUCGUGGCAAUCCAGAUUCAGACGAAGCAUGUUCGUCCGACAAUUUCAGUGAUUCGAUCUACAACUCAAGCGAGCUCGACCAGGAUAACGCUUGCGACAUCGCGGUGGUGCGCGGCAGACACGGACGCAGCAAUGCUCACAAGAAUCGAAGGAACAAGCAAAAGAAUGACUUAAGACAAAUUGUCUCACGUCGAGCAGCGGGAAAGAAUAAAAAUCAAGCGGCCGAGUCAGGUGCUGGGCCAACAAAUGCGGAACCAGAGGACGAGCGGCCGCAGCGCGCUCGUUAUGCUUGUGUAACGAGUUGUAACAAAGAGUUACUCGGUGCCAUGCGGAAGGCUGGGCGGCUGGCUUUGGAUGAGUUCGAGGACCCGGAUGACGACGGUAACAAGAAAUUAGACGAAGUAGACGUUGUGGAGCGGUUGUUUCCUGCGGGAACCGCGGAAAGCGAGGCCUUCCUAGACCCACACGACCCCAACGUGUUCAAUCGCAUUCAGCUUUUUCUAGAACUCGACCGGCGGGACCUCGUAGAGAGUUCCUUGUUGGGAGAUGAGCAAGACCAGCAAGAGCCUGCACCAUCCAAUUCGAAUUCUACGGCUGAAAAAGCCGGCACUAGUACUGCUUCUGAUCGUCCGCUACUAGGACAAAUACCACGAAGACAACACUCGACCUCUUCAGCUUCAUCCAGUCAUCCAUGCGAUCCCUCUGCCCUCGCAGCUAUGUGCAAUUACCCAAGGCGAAGCUCCCUCUUUCAUGCUGAUCAGGAUACUGUUCUGGCAGGUGUAAACCAAGUGCAUCCAAAUCAGGGCUGGCGCUUUUUGCGGUCACCUCUGGUGUUGCUGUGUCGCGAUAUAUGCGAUGAGUGGGACUACCCAGGCGUGUUUGAUAACGUCAUGGAGGUUGAAAUCGCAAAACUGCGCAUCUUCGCGUUUCUUCUCGACAAAGUGCCGCACUUGUUACCAGUCUUGUACACGACCUUCCCAGUUCUCUUCUUGAAUUUGAGCAACCUUUUCGUACGGAAAGGCAACAAGCUGCGCGUCGACGGUCCUCUCUGCCUGCAGCUCAGGGAAACUGCCUGUGGGCUUUUACUGUACUGACUACGACAGAGUCGAGACAGCACGCAUUGAAUUUGAAUUAGAAGCCGCUCUGCGCUAGUUUUUAAAUUCGCGAUUGAUUUGUAUUUUUCGUGUCAUGUUCAUGAUGUUGAUAAUUCAUUCUUGCACUUGUAAUUCUUAGAAGGCUUUAGUUUGUAUUCAGGCAAUUUUUGGCGCUUUUUGUUCAAUGAAUGACUUCAAACAUCAGUCAACUCUUUAUCAGGCGCAUGAUGCAAUUGUGCAAGUGCCAUCCUUCGACAAGCGCUUUUUUUGGAGGAGACGGAAACUAUCUGCUGAACUUUCGUCAAGAUGCGGAGUCGGUGGCGCAGCGAGUGUUGGUAUUUUUCACGGCCGAAGUAUCACGUGGUGGCGCCUUCGGGCGUUCAGCCGCUCUCAUAUCCGACAUGGCCACAUUGAUAGCGUACUAUCUCCGACCCGUUGCGCGCGGAGUGGAAACUCUGGGACCCCGGUUUCAGCAGCUGCUUCCACCAUUGUUGCUCUUACUGAGGGACACCUUCGGGCUGCCACAUGAGCCGCUCUUCUUAAGGCCGAGACUUGUUUUUCUGGUUGAGUUUGAACCUCUGGCGUCCGAGGUUUCUUUUCAUCUCGAGUUUCCAUGAUUGACAUUGGUCGUACUACUUGGUAUAGAAUAGUUUAUAGAAAGGAUAGAACGGAUCUGAUGGACCCCCCUGAUUCUUCCGCUCCUACUUGAAAUGGUGGGAAGUCCAUCCGUUCCAUCCGAUCCAUCCCAUCCCGAAUCUGGCACCCCUAUAAGUUAUUCUAUCGGGCUCGCGCUAUAGUAUGUCUAGUCGGGCGAACGCUGACCAAAGUGGACGCCCCUUGAUUAAGGUGUACCAUUAUCGCGCAUCUAAGUACAACAGAUAUUUUAUAUAUAUGUUCCAGGGCGCGGGGCGACGGUACCCCCCCUAGCGGGAGGGGUACCGUGAGCCCUGGACCCCUUUUUAAGGCGUCUGCCGGGGGUGGAAGGCCUCAAAAGGGGGCCAGGUGACCUCCCUCCCCCGCUCUCUUCCACCUGCCUGGCUGUUGCCUACAGGCCUCAAGAGGAGCCCAAGGGACCGCCCCCGCGUCCUUCCAGGUGCUUGGCGGUCCCCUAGAGGCCUCCGACGCAGGUGGAGGGCCUCAAGAGGGGCCCGACGGGCCGCAUCUGCUUCCUUUCCAGGUGCUUGGCUGUCCCCAAGGCGGCAAAAGGCGAGACCCUCUGAGCCGUGCAGCCUGUACCCUUCGGGCCCUUGGUCAUCGGCUUGCUUGCGACCGUGGCCGCCUUCGGCGGCCUUUUACCCCGGAGGCCUCCCGCCGGCGAGGGUCAGCAGAGGCCAGAAGGUCCCAUAGGAGCACGCUGAGAGGCCCAAGGGGAGGCCCGCGCCAAGUUUUGACGCCUUCCACUACUAGAAUCCGCGAAAAAUCGGCGCGGAAAAGCGCGCGCGCGCGCCACCACAGACCAGACCGCAGGGGGGGCACUGUCCGGCCCCGCGCCAUAUGUGAGCGCAUGCAUUUUAUUUUAGAAAAGAAUCUGAGUAGAUUUACUUUUAUCGCGACGCCAAACCUGUUCUAAUCUUUUGGACAGUCCCGGGAGGUCCGGAAGAAGAGCGCUGGGAAUGGGAACUGCUCGACGAGCAGGGGAUCAUUGAGGAAGAAGAUGAGCGGAGGCUCGCCGAAGAGCUGGCUGCCGAUGUCGAACGGGAAAGACUUAGAUUAAGGCACCACAGUCACAGUCGGGAGUUCUGUGCCGAAGAUGAAGCAUAGCUGUGCCUGCAGGAAAUCGAGAUGAGAAAUCUACACGACCUCGUAUCAACGACUUACUACUAGGUCUUAGCUUUACUAGCGCUCUCUCAAACUCACUCUUUAUGAGAGAUAAGAUGAAAUCGAAGACAAAGUUAAAGACUUCAAAUAAACCUCGUACACGACCUUUGGACUUGAAUUCCUUCUAAUGAGUGCUGAAGGACUCUUGCCGGCUGAGGACGAGGAAGAAGUAGGACCGCCAGACAACAUGCACGCUGAUGAGCAGUUAAGUCAUCUACAGACACAAUGAUUGUUGUGCACUAGAAGUAUCUUCUCUAACAGUUGCUGUUACUGUUUGUCACCAUCAAAGCGGGAACGUUUGAUUAAAACACGAUGAAGUUCUAGUUCAAGAAUUUUUGAUCUCUAAAUUUAGACGAGGAAUCCAAUAUCCGACCUAUGUCGUUGGAAGAAAGCAGGAGUGCAUCUGCGGCGGAUCAGUCGCCGCAAGGCGGCGCGAAACACGAGGCUAAGGAUUCCGAGGAACCCGGUGACGAGGACGAUGAUGACGACGACGAAGAUAGCGAGGACGAUGAGGAGGAAGAGGAAGAGGACGAAAACGCUCUGCUAGCUCACCCCGGUGUAUUCUCGGGUCCACGCUGGGUCUUUCCCUUCACGCGGCUGAUCUACUUUAUCCUCAAGCCCAAACAGGCAGGAAGACCACUGACUCGUCACCAGUCUGAUCCAAAAAAAUAGGAAGGAGGCUCGUGGAUUUUUUUGUGCUGUGAAUAGAAAAUCCACAUGAUUGGUCAUGCCCAUCUAGCACUCGUAAUCGGGUUUGUUCUAAUGAUGAUGUUGAUGCUCACCCUCUUUUUCGUCGCUAACAAAUUGAUGUUAUGCGCCUGCCGCCCAAUACCCGAGAUAGUAGCAUUAGUAUUUUUUUCCUCCUUCUCGCUGCACCUAACGCGCUAUACUAGUAGAGUUUUACGCAACGAACAGUCAAUAUUCUCCUUAAAUGAUAAUGUUAAUGAUGAAGAUAUCUAGCGAAGAUGUACUUGUACCCGUUUUUUUAGUUUUUUUAUCAUGAUGUUCUUGAUGAAGACAGUGACAUGACUACUUGCAGGCGUUAGAGUCGACGCUCACGACCACCUCAUCAACAACAAAAUGGUUGAUCAUUGAAUUGCGCCCAACCCCCGAUUCCCAUUCUGAUUCGCACGGAACUCGAGAAUGAGUCACGCAGUAUAUUAGGUGGAACAACAGCUGGUUUCAGUGGCGAUCAGCGUGUUCCCAAGAGCUCCCUG
Molecule: messenger RNA, 5634 nt
Organism: Amoebophrya sp. A25
Lineage: Eukaryota; Dinophyceae; Syndiniales; Amoebophryaceae
Source: the annotation of a GenBank genome assembly